UCUCUAAAACAGUAGCGGUCUGAAACGGGAGGUGUGAAGGUCUGAUUCUGCGGGCGGUCCCCGGGUGGGCGGAACCGCCGACAAUGCUGUGAGCUGAACUCAGUAAGCGCCGCCGCGCGUGCUGGUGUCGGAGGAUGUGGCUGCUCGCGGUUCUGCUGCCUCUCAUCAGGCUGUAUUUGUGCGGUUUCAAAGUUCUGGUAUAUCAGCUGUUCCACCGCUCCUUCCCGCUGCCAGUCUUACCCAAACUAAAUGGAAGAGUUGCCAUAGUGACCGGGGGAACCAGAGGAAUGGGUUUUGAGACGGCCAGACAUUUGUCCAGCCUUGGCAUGCAUGUUAUCAUAGCUGGGAACCAAAGAGAAGAGGGCUCUGUGGCUGUCAGGAAGAUAAACGAAGUUGCCAAUGAAGGGAAAGCCGAGUUUGUCUUCCUGGACCUGACCUCUCUGAAAUCCGUACACACGUUUGUUCAGAUGUUCAGAGACAGAGGGCUGCCUCUCCAUGUCCUGAUUAACAACGCUGGGACCAUGCUGGUUCCUGAGAGAACAACAGAGGAUGGCUUUGAGUUCCACUUCUGCCUCAAUUACCUUGGGCACUUCCUGUUGACCAACCUGCUGCUGGACCUGCUGAAGAAGUCAGGGCAGCCGGGCCGCUGCUCCAGAAUCAUCAACAUGUCUUCUGCCACUCACUAUGCAGGAGUUCUGGACUUGGAGGACCUAAACAUGAGGAUCUGCUACAGUUCUCAUGCUGCCUACUCCCAGAGUAAACUGGCUCUGGUCCUCUUCACCUACUUCCUUCAGGAACAGCUGGCUGCCAGUGGAUCUCCUGUGACUGUGAACGCUGUGGACCCAGGGAUGGUGGACACGGCACUCUACGAUAACCUUUGGACCCUUGCAAAGAUGCUGAAACAACCAGUAGCCAAGGUCCUGUUCAGGUCUCCAGCAGAGGGAGCUUCCAUAUUAAUCUAUGCUGCUGCUGCCACUGAGCUGGAGGGGGUGGGAGGCUGUUACCUGUACAACGGCCUCAAGACGCAGUCCUCUGACCUGUCCUAUGACGCUGAGCUGCAGGCCAAGCUGUGGAAAAAGAGCUGCGAGCUUGUCGGCCUUCAGGAGACCUGAUGCUGCCUGGUGGGAUUGUCACAUCAGAUUUCAUCAUCUUCAUCAGUCUGCCUCAUCAUCUGAGGCACUGAAGAUGAUGCUGAACUAUUGUCUGAAAGUCUCCAUCCUUCUUCUCACAAGUGCAUUACUGUGACUUGACUAGGUUCAGUUGUAUUCAGUCAACGUUUGAAAUGAAGAAACCAGCACUUCCUGUUUUUAAUAGCAUAAAAGCAGCGUGGCCUGGUAGAGCUGUGUGUUGUUUGAUAGAAAUCUGGCAUUAAAACAUACUGCUCAGAACAUUAAAGCAAGCGUCUGAAAACA
Nothobranchius furzeri (turquoise killifish) is the source of this 1412-nucleotide messenger RNA. It is a transcript of the gene dhrsx, whose product is annotated as dehydrogenase/reductase (SDR family) X-linked. Gene Ontology annotation, molecular function: oxidoreductase activity. Lineage: Eukaryota; Metazoa; Chordata; Actinopteri; Cyprinodontiformes; Nothobranchiidae. The record is from RefSeq and is a predicted model, not a curated record.